Molecule: messenger RNA, 9764 nt
Organism: Hyla sarda
Lineage: Eukaryota; Metazoa; Chordata; Amphibia; Anura; Hylidae
Gene: NAV3
Product: neuron navigator 3
Exons: 40
Coding region: 629-7459 (2276 amino acids)
Biological process (GO): nervous system development; neurogenesis
Molecular function (GO): ATP hydrolysis activity; ATP binding; protein binding
Source: RefSeq, a predicted model, not a curated record
GCGCCACUUGCUGCAGAGCUCUCUGCCCAGGCUCGUGUGAGGAUGGCAUCCUGCUUCCAGGCUCUGGCACACUGAGAAGCUGAUCUGCAAGCUGUGUCCCCAGGGCCAGGGGAAGGCAUAAGGAGAGAGAAGUACUGGCUGACAGGCUGUGAUCCCCUUCCUGCUCCAUCACUGUGCAUGUCACCAGGUGAAUGGGAUGCAGGGCUCAGCCUUUCCCAUUUGGAAGAGCAGUUCCAUAGUAACCUGCUAAAAAAAAAAGGGGGUUUGCACUUGACCAACCUGGAAUUACCAGCACCUGGAAUGGCAUCUGUCAGGUUUAUAGAUGAAAUGUAAAUCUUCUUUGGGAUGGGACAGAGUGAAGAAUGCUGGAGAUAGCAACUGGAAUUGGAGUUCUAGAUGGAUGCGGGUCUUAUACAGUGGAAGUGUUUUAGACCGAUAUGCUGAUACUGAAGACUCAAAGACAGUCCUGCAGAUUUGCAAGGGUUAUUGCCUGGGUUUGAUAAAUGCCUUUUUUAAUCAUUCAUGGACUCCGUAUUGUGAUGGAAGAAAAGGCACAACUGUGUAUUUGUUACUCCCAACUUGUGGAUUAGUUUGCUGAUAUCUGUUCUAAAAGGCAAGAGUAGACGUGAUGGAUGUGUCUACAGAAAUGAGCAAGCAUGGGAAGAAUCCGAUAAGUCAUAAGCUAGAGGAUCAGAAGAAGAUUUACACUGACUGGGCAAAUCACUACCUAGCAAAGUCUGGUCACAAGAGGCUGAUAAAGGAUUUACAACAAGACGUAGCUGAUGGUGUCCUGCUGGCAGAGAUCAUUCAGAUCAUUGCAAAUGAAAAAGUGGAGGAUAUCAAUGGCUGUCCAAAGAGCCAGACCCAGAUGACUGAGAAUGUUGAUAUCUGUCUGAGCUUUCUGGCAGCCCGAGGAGUUAAUGUGCAAGGCCUCUCUGCAGAAGAAAUAAGGAAUGGAAAUCUGAAAGCCAUUUUGGGACUGUUUUUCAGUCUGUCGCGUUUCAAACAGCAGCAACAUCAGCAGCAGCAGUAUUACCAGUCACUGGUGGAGCUCCAGCAACAGGUGACACAUACCCCUACACCAGCUGAAGGCAGCCAGCCCAGAACGCAACAAGAUAUGCAGUCUAGUCUGGCAGCCAGAUAUGCAACUCAGUCUAAUCACAGUGGGAUUGCAACAAGUCAAAAAAAGACUACUAGACUUCCAGGACCUUCCAGGGUGCCAGCUGCAGGCAGCAGUACCAAGGUUCAGGGAACAGCUAAUCUAAAUCGAAGAAGUCAGAGCUUUAACAGCAUUGACAAAAACAAACCACCUCAAUAUGCAAACGGGAAUGAAAAAGAAUCACCAAAAGGCCCUCAACAGUCUGCAGGCAUGAAUGGAAAUGUGCAAUAUCCCACUAGCUCUGGUCAGCAAGUGGUUUCUGCUAUACCCUCUCCAAAUGCCAGUAAGCCUUGGCGCAGUAAAUCCAUGAAUGUUAAACAUAGUGCCACUACUACCAUGCUGACUGUAAAGCAGCCGAGCCCUGCAACCUCGCCUACACCCUCCCCUGAUAGACUAAAGCCCCCAUUGUCUGAAGGAAUUAAAACUGCUUCUUCUGGGCAAAAAUCAAUGCUUGAAAAAUUUAAGUUAGUUAAUACUAGAGGUGGCAUGAGAUCGAAUGAGGUCAUCAUAGAGGAUGACUCCUUAUCAGAAUGUGGAGAAAAUGAAGUCAGUUCUGCCUUGAAUAGCCCUAAAGUGUCACCCAAAUUGGCCCUUUCAAAGGCUGGAAGCAAAAAUCUCAGCAAUAAAAAGGGGUUGCCUCAGCCAAAGGAUAAGGAAGAGAAGAGCAAAGAUAAAAAUAAAUCUAACGUAGAGAAAACUGGAAAGGAAGAAAAGGAACAGACAUCAGAAGGGUCAAAAAAGAGCUCUAAGAUUGCAAGCUUGAUCCCCAAAGGAAACAAACCAGCUCCAGUCAAAAAGGAGAGCUUGAUUCCUCAGUCUAGUGGCAUCCCUAAACCUGGGUCAAAAACGCCAGCAACAAAACAAACCACACCUCCAGGUACUGUCGCCACAAAAGAGCCUGAAAAAACUAGGACUACCAAAGGCAGUCAGACCAUGUCAAUACAUAAAUCUUCAACCAGUGAAAAAGUAGCUACGCCCACUGAAGGGAAGGUCUCUGGUUCUUCCAAUACCCACCUAGUGACAACUGGCUCAUCUGGUGCUUGUGUCCAGUUCACAGGAAAUGGGGCUGUGCAACUUCCUCAGCAACAGUACUCACACCCUAAUACUGCAACUGUGGCACCAUUCAUUUACAGAACACACUCAGAUGAGACCAGUACCUUACUACCUGCUGAUUCAUGCACAAGCCCAACUAAAAGUGAGUCAUUAUAUAGUAAGACAGCCAAACAGUGCCUGGAGGAAAUUUCUGGUGAAGAUCCAGAAGCACGGAGGAUGAGAACUGUGAAGAAUAUAGCAGAUCUUAGGCAAAAUCUAGAAGAAACCAUGUCCAGUUUACGUGGGACUCAAAUAAGCCACAGCACACUUGAAACAACCUUUGAUAGCACAGUGACAACUGAAGUAAGUGGAAGAAGUUUGCCAAGUUUGACGAAUCGAUCUUCUACAGUGACGUGGAGACUCGGACAGGCUAGCCCAAGGCUUCAAGCGGGUGAUGCUCCCUCUUUUGUUAGUGCUUAUCCUAGAAGUAAUACUGGGCGCUUCAUCCACACUGACCCAUCGCGCUUUAUGUACACUACGCCCCUUCGGCGUGCUGCUGUUUCCCGGCUUGGAAACCUAUCACAAGUUGAAAUCUGUGAGAAGGGAAGCCAUGAUCUUGACAUGUCUUCAGAUGUGGAUGUAGGAGGCUAUAUGAGUGACGGGGACAUUCUGGGAAAGAGUCUGAGAUCUGAUGAUAUCAACAGCGGGUAUUUAACGGAUGGUGGACUGAACUUAUACACCAGAAGUCUUAAUAGGAUACCUGAUCUCACGGCAUCUCGUGAUGUCAUUCAUAGAGGGGUGCAUGAUGUUGCUGUUGAUGCAGACAGCUGGGAUGACAGCAGUUCUGCUAGCAGUGGCCUUAGUGACACCCUUGAUAACCUCAGCACUGAUGACCUGAAUACAUCCUCUGUUGGGUCCUAUUCCAAUGUGGUUUCUCCUAGGAAAACUAAUCACACACCGCUAAGGACAGAAUCUGAGAAGUCUUGGUGCAAUGAUGAGCUGAAGAAACAAGAUGAUGAAUAUGACAUCAGUAUAGAGAGUGGUAAAUGGAAAGGACUUUCAUCUGGACUGUCAGAAGACUCUGAAAAGGGAGGACAAAAGUCUUUAUCUGUCUCUCAGACUGGGUCAUGGAGACGAGGAAUGACUGCCCAGAUAGGAACUACAUCAUCCAGGCACAAAUCUGGAAGCAGCUCCCUAAAAACAGGAAAAACAGAUGAUGUAAAAGCCUCUGAAAAAGUCAAAGCACCACUCAAAGGAGGCCCAUUGCAGCGCUCCCCCUCAGAUGCCGGAAAAAGCAGUGGGGAUGAAGGUAAAAAGCCACCUUCUGGAAUUGCACGACCAACAGCUACUGGUUCAUUUGGCUUUAAGAAGGCUGGAGUUAGUUCACCAACCAUAACGGGAAGUGGGGCUACAAUUACUAGUGGAUCAGCUACACUUGGGAAAAUGCCCAAGUCAUCAGGAAUUGGAGGAAAAGGUGCUGGUCGGAAGACAAGUCUUGAUGGAUCACAAAACCAAGAUGAUGGAGUAUUGUUAUCCAACUCCAAAACCACUCUGCAGUAUCGCAGUUUACCACGUCCUUCCAAGUCCAGUACUAGUGGGAUUCCAGGAAGGGGAGGACACAGGUCAAGUACAAGUAGCAUUGACUCCAAUGUCAGCAGCAAAUCAGCCGGUGCAGGAGGAACUAAACUAAGAGAACCGUCAAAGAUCUCGGAGCGCUCCAGCCCUGUCAAUAUCAAUCAAACAGACAAGGACAAGGAAAAAGUGUCAGACUCAGAAAGUGUCUCUUUAUCAAGUUCUCCUAAAUCAAGUCCGACAUCCGCCUGCGGUUCUCAAGGUCUGAGGCAGCCAGGAUCAAAAUAUCCCGAUAUUGCUUCUCCAACAUUCCGAAGAUUAUUUGGUACUAAAGCAGGAAAUAAACCCUCUUCCCCUGUCAGUGGUGAUGGUGUAAAGUCUGCUUCAGUCAUGUCCAGCCCCAGCAGCACAUCCUUAGCUCGACAAGGCAGCCUGGAUUCUCCAUCAUCUGGUACAGGUAGCAUGGGAAGUGCUGGCGGACAGAGUGGAAGCAGCAGCCCCUUGUUCAGCAAACCUAAUGAAUUAACCCCUGAUGUUAUAAGCCUAGGACAUUCCUUGGCCUCAAGCCCGGCUUCUGUUCAUUCCUUUACAUCUGGGGGCCAAGUAUGGACAACAAAUCUGAGCAGUUCGUCUGCUGGUAGUAAAGAUACUCCUAGUUACCAGUCUAUGACAAGCCUUCAUACCAGCUCAGAGUCCAUAGAUUUACCGCUCAGUCAUCAUGGAUCACUAUCUGGACUGACGAAUUGUACACAAGAACUGCAAAGCAUGCUUAUGCGGACUGGCAGCGUGCGCUCAACACUCUCAGAAAGGGGUUAUCUUUAUCUUAACAGUUUGCAACUUGACCGAAACACCCUGCCCAAAAAGGGACUGAGAUAUACUCCAUCAUCACGACAGACCAGUCAGGAGGAGGGUAAAGAGUGGUUGCGUUCUCAUUCCACUGGUGGGCUCCAAGACACUGGCAGCCAAUCCCCACUUGUCUCUCCAUCAGGCAUGUCCUCCUCUACUGGAGGGAAAUAUCACUAUUCCAAUUUGGUAAGCCCAACCAACCUCUCUCAGUUCACUAUUCCUGGACCAAACAUGAUGCGAUCAAAUAGCAUUCCAGCACAAGAUGCUUCCUUUGAACUAUAUGAAGACUCCCAGUUAGGAGGAAGUGCUACCUCAUUGGAAGACAGACCAAGAGCCAUCAGUCACUCAGGUUCCUUCCGGGACAGCAUGGAAGAAGUACAUGGAUCGUCAUUAUCGCUGGUUUCUAGCACAUCGUCUCUUUAUUCCACUGCUGAAGAGAAGGCACACUCUGAGCAGAUACAAAAAUUGCGUAGGGAACUGAUAGCAUCACAAGAAAAAGUAGCUACAUUGACAUCUCAGCUAUCUGCUAAUUCUCAUUUAGUGGCAGCUUUUGAGAAGAGCUUAGCAAAUAUGACUGGCCGACUGCAAAGCCUUACAAUGACAGCUGAACAAAAGGAGUCAGAGCUUACUGAGCUUCGAGAGACAAUAGAGUUUCUGAAGACUCAGAAUGCAGCAGCACAAGCGGCUAUACAGGGAGCACUGAAUGGAUCAGAUCACCAUAGUAGAGCUGACAUGCGUAUUAGAAGGCAGCACUCUUCUGAGAGUGUCUCCAGCAUCAAUAGUGCCACAAGUCAUUCCAGCAUUGGUAGUGGCAAUGAUGUUGACUCCAAAAAACAGAAGAAGAAGAAAAAUUGGGUGAACUUCAAUACAAGUGAGUUGAGAAGUUCCUUCAAGCAAGCCUUUGGUAAGAAAAAGUCCAACAAACCACCAUCUUCCCAUUCAGAUAUUGAAGAACUCACAGACUCAUCAGUACCAUCUUCUCCAAAGUUGCAACAUAAUGCUGGAGAUGGAAGUUCUUCUUCAAUGAAACAGUCGCCGACCAACUCCGAGAUCUGUGAAUGUACUGAAGCAGAAGCUGAGAUUAUUCUACAGCUCAAAGGUGAACUUCGGGAAAAAGAACUAAAAUUAACAGACAUACGCCUUGAAGCCCUCAGUUCUGCCCAUCACCUUGACCAAAUAAGAGAAGCAAUGAACCGUAUGCAGAACGAAAUAGAAAUACUGAAAGCUGAGAAUGACAGGUUAAAAUCGGAGACAACCACCCCAGGGAAAGCAGUGCAGCCAUCCUCUGAAUCAUCCAGUUGUGCAUCAUCUUCCUCUUCACGGCAGUCUCUAGGUCUUUCAUUAAAUAAUCUGAAUAUUACAGAAACCAUAGCAACAGAUAUUUUAUUGGAUGAUACUAAAGAUGCUCGAGAGAGAACAUGCCACAAAGAAGGGAGAAGUGUCAAAAUUAUCGUAUCUAUAAAUAGAGGAUUUGGACGGACCAAGGAUGCAAAAAGUCAUCAGUAUUUAAUAGGAUCUAUCGGUGUCAGUGGGAAGACCAAAUGGGAUGUACUAGAUGCAGUUAUAAGACGUCUCUUUAAGGAGUAUGUAUACCGCGUGGAUCCAUGUUCCAAUUUAGGCCUAACCUCAGAUGCCAUCAGUGGUUAUAGCAUUGGGGAUGUAGUUAGAUCAAAUAACACAGAAGUGCCUGAAAUGUUACCUUGUGGUUAUCUGGUUGGUGAUAAUAAAGUCAUCACUGUGAACCUAAAGGGUGUUGAAGAAAACAGCUUGGACAGUUUUGUGUUUGAUACCCUUAUUCCAAAACCAAUUACUCAGCGUUACUUUAAUUUAUUGAUGGAACAUCGCAGAAUUAUAUUAUCUGGACCCAGCGGAACAGGAAAGACACAUCUGGCUAACAAACUUGCAGAAUAUGUUGUAAAUAAAAGUGGCAGAAAGAAAAUUGAGGAAGCAGUUGCAACCUUUAAUGUGGAUCACAAAUCAAGUAAAGAGUUGCGGCAGUAUCUAGCCAACCUUGCAGAUCAGUGCAAUGCCGAUAAUGAUACUGACCCCCCACUUGUGAUAAUCCUGGAUAAUCUUCAUCAUAUAGGAUCUCUAAGUGAUAUCUUCAAUGGAUUCCUAAACUGUAAAUACAGCAAAUGCCCAUACAUUAUUGGAACAAUGAAUCAAAGUAUUUUGUCAUCACCAAAUUUAGAAUUACACCACAAUUUCAGGUGGGUGCUGUGUGCCAAUCACAUGGAUCCAGUUAAAGGGUUUCUUGGAAGAUACUUGAGAAGGAAGCUUAUUGAAAUGGAAAUAGAAAAAAGUUUGAGAAACAAUGAUCUCAUUAAGAUAAUCGAAUGGAUUCCCAAGGCAUGGCACCACCUCAAUAACUUCCUGGAGAUGCACAGUUCCUCAGAUGUCACAAUAGGUCCUCGCCUUUUCCUUUCUUGCCCAAUGGAUGUGGAUGGUUCCAGAAUAUGGUAUACAGACCUUUGGAACUAUUCUGUCAUACCAUAUCUUCUAGAAGCAGUGAGAGAAGGACUUCAGAUGUAUGGUAAGCGAGCCCCUUGGGAAGACCCAUCAAAGUGGAUAACAGACACAUUUCCCUGGAAUUCGGCUUCAUCUCAGCAUGAGCGUCAAGCCCUACUACAGUUACGGCCAGAAGAUGUAGGGUAUGAUGGCUAUAUCACUGCCAAAGAAGGAACAACCUCCAAAAAUGUGCCAGAGAGUGACAAAGAUGGUGAUCCAUUAAUAAGUAUGCUAAUGCGUCUUCAAGAAGCAGCCAAUUUCUCAAGUGGACAAAGCUGUGACAGCGAUGGUGCAAGCCACCACAAUGAAAGUUUAGAUCCUUCUGUUGAAUCAACCCUUUAAGAAGUCACCUCUAAAUGGUAUAUUGUUAUUGAAAAUGGUUUGGUCCAAUAGAUCACUGCCAAGGCAGAAGCAGCACAAUGCAACCCCCAUACCAGGAUAAUGUGCUGGUGGGCAGGUGACUUGGCUCUGAAAUUACAGGAGCUGAAGAAAUUGAAGUGGAUAGAUUAAAUUUGCUUCAUUUUAAGGUAUUUAAAUAUGAAUGGAGCGAUGGGAAUCUCCAUUAGUCAACUGGAAAAGGCCCAAGAUAAAGGGCAAACAAGCAGAUUGCACAUUUGUUAGCCAAACUGGAAUGGUUUAGUUUCUUUUUGAAAGGUUUACAGCACAGAUGUUUGUGUAUAAUGUGUGUUCUUGUUUUUUGACAUUAAUGUAUCACUUGUGCAUUGUUUUUAAUCCACUUCAAACCUCUGAUGUAAGACAUUGUGCCGGUCACAUGACUACAUUAAUGAGAUUGUUGUGUACUGCCUCCGAACUAGAUGAUGCUCCUCGGAAAAGCACAAAAUGUAUUUGUGCAACUAGAAGAAAAUCUACUGUGAUAUACUGGAUAAGUGCCAAUUGUAGAUCUGAACUGCCAUGCUCACAAUUCUAAAUUCCCCAGCGUUGAGUCACUUGCUUCAAAUUGUCCUCAUCGCAACUGCAGUGUUUUUGUAACCACCUGCUGCCCGCUAUAAAAGAUUUUAUACAAAUUACUAAGGCUUCCCCUGGAGAUGCUUUUAUGUGAGCAUUGUGAGUGAAGAAAGAAGGACAGGAAAAAAGAAUAAAAAGUCAUAUGGUGCUGUCUCAUUGCCUUAAAAUGUAUCUCAAUAGUCUUACAGUCAGAGUUCAGAAUCCACUGAUGUCUCCUACAGUGUUUCCUCUUGCCAUUAACUCUGAAAUAUUAUUUAGUGCAGAGCCCAAGCAUGUCUUUUAGAAAUGAGAACCAGUAAUAACUGUAUAUUCUGAUGUUGUCUUAAUCUCAGAAAUACAGGUGAACAAAAGCACAUGUCUACCAUGGAAAAUGUGGAACAGGUGGUUUUAAAACCUUCAAAUAGAGUUCUAGUUUUUUUUUUUUUUUUUUUUGUUUACUUGUAAAAGAGACAUUUUGAAUGAAGUCCCAGCAGAGCUGGGAGCACUUGAUAAAGCAUGAGCACAAAUGGAUUUUUUUUCCCCCCGUCUCUCAUAGUUCUAAGCAUGUUUGAGUUAAUCCUGUUUAAAGUUUUGGGUUCUUGAUGUCAAGUAAGACUGAGACGGAGUAGAAUUUUUAAUAAAAUUGGGUUGGUUUUGCACAGUGUUUUGGGUGGGUGAUGUAUAUAGAUAUCAUGACAAUAACAAUGCCUUGCACCAUGCAAACAAAACAAGUUUGUACUCUUCUUUGUUGUUGUGUGUUUCACCAAUUGAUACUUAUGUUGUAAACAAAUCCAUAAUGCAACCGUUCAGGAUGUUUUUUUUUUGUUUGUUUCCGGUGUGCUUGUCCUGUACUUAUGGUGAUUAUACCUAUGCAGGAGAAAAAAUGCAACAUCAGCAUGUGUGACAAACCUAUUAUGGAACCAAUGUAUUAAAAAGAAGUAAAAGACUCAACUAAGAUUGCAUGAAAACAGAUUAGUGACACAAUUGGAAAUGCCAUGAGUCAAUACAAUAAAAGGCCUAAUUAUAUAAGGGCUAUGACAUUGUGUAGAAAACAUACAACAGAAGCUACAUUCACCACUGAUAACUGGUGCUACUUACUACUUGUGGCCACCAUUUUGGUCAUUUACUGUAACUCUUAUUAAACAACAAAGCUAUACAGCUCUGUUUUAAGGCAAGCCUUCCCUACACGGUGCUAUUGGCCAAUUGUACAAUCUUAAUUAUAUGGUGCAUGUGGAAACUCCGCAUUAAAUCUGCCUAAUAUAUAGAAAGACAAGAUAUACAUCAACUGGCUCCAGAUAUCUUGUCUCUUGACUAGAAGGAAAAUGUUUUUUUGAGCCCUCGUCAUGCACACCAGGCUUAACCAUUCAUAGAACUUCCUGCAAUACAUCUCAUUGAGUACAUGUAGUUUACAACAAAGAAGAAAAAAUGUUUGUGAAACAUUUGUCUGUAUACAUUUUAUAUUUUGUACAUUUUUGAUGUAACAUAUCAUGUAAAUAGACAGAAGCAGUGAAAUAAUUCAUCUGAAAAGUUUUGUAGUCUUUGUAAAGCCCUUACAAUACGUUUUGGUGUAAUCAGAAUCAAUUGAAUGAUGUAUUUUCUAUAAGUUGAUUGUUCUCCUAGCUUGUAAACCAGCUUGCAUCUAUUUUUUUGCAGAUGUGCGCAGUGUAACUGUCUAAAUUAUUACUUUGCCAUUAAAGUGGAA